Molecule: messenger RNA, 1797 nt
Organism: Talaromyces rugulosus
Lineage: Eukaryota; Fungi; Ascomycota; Eurotiomycetes; Eurotiales; Trichocomaceae
Exons: 1
Coding region: 1-1797 (598 amino acids)
Molecular function (GO): mRNA binding
Source: RefSeq, a predicted model, not a curated record
AUGGUCGGCACCUCGUCCACCCAAUCCAGCCGCACUAGUCCUGGCUCUUAUAGCACAAGCACUACACAGCGCGCUCAGUCGGUGUCUUCCAGCUCCUCGUCCCCCCAAUCCUUGUCGCAAGGACCGUCUGCGGCGCAUAAUGCGAUGUCGACCGACGUCUACAAUCCCGCUGUCUCUCAACCACCAACAUCUUUGAGCUCUUCUUUCUCCUACCCUUUUUCUCCCAUCGGUCCGCCCUCGUCCUUCGACGGCCUCGGCGCAAACACAAUGCGCCUAGGCGAUGCCGAUCUUUCGCCCCCUAUGAACGGCUUUCACCGACCUCCUCCCGCCAACAAUGGCGCCGCUAUUCUCAUGCGUAAAUUGCCCAAGAACACCAGCCGCGAUGCGCUGCGCUCCAUGCUUCUGUUCGCCAAAGACUUUGUGGACGCCGAUUUCAUUCCGUCCGAUAUGCCAGAAGACGCCAACUUUUUCUGUGCGAUCGCGCGAUUCAAUACCGUCGCCGCCGCCGAAGAAGCUCGCGCCUUACUUGAUGGUAAGCCAAACACCAGCAACGACGCCAACAUGAUUGUCGAGAUGUACGCCGGUCCCCUGCCCAACCGUCGCAACACCAUCGACCACACCUCCGCCCGAGGCCUGUCCGGUCCGACCGCUCGUCAGUCAUCUCGCUUCAACGGCACCUUUCAGACCUUGUCAAACGGCAUCUCGCAACAACCCAAUGCCAACGAAGCCCUUCCGGCUCCUGACUCCAACUCCCGCAUGAACAGCCUCUUUUCUCCUCAGUCCCCACUCGGAAAUGGACUCGGAGAAUUGCCUCGUGUGAGCGGGAAGUCGGUCAUUGACCAAGAUCUCGAUGAGGACACUGGCGAAUUGCUCAAGGACCCUGUCGGCUACGCACAGAACGGACACUCAGCCAUGCCUCUGCAACAGCGGCGAUCAACCAAUCCUCAGAUCCCGACCGGCCGUUUCGCUGGUCUAUCUCUCGCCACCAAUGUAUCCUCGCCGCCUCUGCAAGGCUACUCCAACGGCAACGGAGGCCGUAUGAAUGUACCCACUCCGUCCACCGGAAUCCCACCAAACAUGGCCGGCAACACUGGCUUUCAUUUCCCCAACCAGCAUAAUCCCCGCCAUAGCUUACCGGCAGCGAAUCCAAACGACUUGAAUCCUCCAUGCAAUACUCUUUACGUUGGCAACCUACCCGCCGACACUCAAGAGGAAGAACUCAAGGCUCUCUUUUCCAAACAGAGAGGCUACAAGCGUCUGUGCUUCCGCAACAAGCAGAAUGGCCCCAUGUGUUUCGUCGAGUUUGACGAGGUGGCAAUGGCUAGUAAAGCUCUGAACGAUUUGUAUGGAUACAAGCUCUCCAACAGCGUCAAGACCGGCAUCCGUCUCAGUUUCUCCAAGAACCCUCUAGGCGUUCGCAGUGGACAACCCGGCAGCAGUGUCAACCCUGCCACCCCUCUCAGCCCACAAACGCCAAUCCAUGGUGCCAGUGGCAUCAACUCGAUGUCCAACCCGAUGUUCUCUACUGCCAACGGUCCUCCACCCGGUUUGUCGGCCCCCCCUGGUCUCGCUCUUCCUAUGGGGAUCAGGAAUGGCUCCAUUCCACCAAACCAAAACCCCCACCCUCCCAUGACCAACGGGGCUUCUUUCAACGGCAACAACGGUCUUGGGAUUCGAGCUAAUGGUAUGAAUCCCAUUGGCUCCAAUUCUCUAAAUGGAGGUUUGCCUGGCGGUGCCCCAAGUGCCGGCAUGGGGGCUUUCGGCAAUGUCUAUCCUGACUAUAUGAUGGGCCGGUGA